This is a messenger RNA of Athene cunicularia (burrowing owl), 1701 nucleotides long. It is a transcript of the gene NPLOC4, whose product is annotated as NPL4 homolog, ubiquitin recognition factor. Gene Ontology annotation, cellular component: nucleus. Gene Ontology annotation, molecular function: ubiquitin binding; ubiquitin protein ligase binding. Gene Ontology annotation, biological process: ubiquitin-dependent protein catabolic process. The transcript is spliced from 14 exons. The record is from RefSeq and is a predicted model, not a curated record. The coding region runs from base 1 to 1554 and encodes 517 amino acids. Lineage: Eukaryota; Metazoa; Chordata; Aves; Strigiformes; Strigidae.
AUGUUCAUUAAAACCCAGAACGAGCACAGGAGCCUGGUGUCGUGCUCUGGGGUGGGCUCUGUCCCCCUGUCCCUAACCCGGGUCCUCUCAACCCCACAGAUAAUCCGCGUGCAGUCGCCAGAAGGAGUGAAGCGCAUCACGGCCACGAAGCGAGAAACGGUGGCGACGUUCCUCAAGAAGGUCGCGAAAGAAUUUGGUUUCAGGAAUAAUGGGUUUUCUGUCUACACCAAUAGAAACAGGACAGGAGAGAUCACAGCCUCACAAAACAAAUCCCUCAACUUACUGAAAAUCAAGCAUGGCGAUAUGCUGUUUCUCUACCCCUCGAGCCCGGCUGGCUCCUCCUCGGAGACCAUGGACACCUCUGUCUCCCAAGGCUUGCGGCCUGUGGGGGCCCCCCAGGUGGUGGAAGAUGAGAUCGACCAGUAUCUGAUCAAACAGGAUGGGAAGAUUUACCGAAAUCGAGACCAGCAGCUGUGUCGCCACGGCCCCUUGGGUAAAUGUGUGCAUUGCGUACCGCUGGAGCCUUUUGAUGAGGAUUAUUUAAACCAUCUGGAACCUCCUGUGAAGCAUAUGUCCUUCCAUGCCUACAUCAGGAAGCUGACCGGAGGGGCAGACAAGGGGAAGUUUGUUGCCCUGGAAAACAUCAGCUGUAAGAUCAAAUCGGGCUGUGAAGGGCACCCUCCUUGGCCAGAAGGCAUCUGCACAAAGUGUCAGCCAAGUGCCAUCACUCUCAAUAGGCAGAAAUACAGGCAUGUUGACAACAUCAUGUUUGAGAACCACACAAUUGCAGAUCGCUUCCUCGACUUCUGGCGGAAGACAGGAAACCAACACCUCGGGUACCUCUACGGCCGGUACACGGAGCACAAGGACAUCCCGCUGGGGAUCCGGGCGGAGGUUGCUGCCAUCUAUGAACCCCCACAGAUUGGUACGCAGAACAGCCUGGAGAUCCUGGAAGAUCCAAAAGCUGAGGUUGUGGAUGAGAUCGCUGCAAAGCUUGGACUCAGAAAGGUUGGCUGGAUAUUCACUGAUCUGGUCUCUGAAGACACACGGAAAGGGACUGUUCGAUACAGCAGAAACAAGGACACGUAUUAUCUAAGUGCGGAAGAGUGCAUCACAGCUGGAAACUUUCAGAACCAGCAGCCCAACAUCUGUCGCCUUUCUCCAGAUGGUCAUUUUGGAUCCAAGUUUGUCACAGUUGUGGCUACAGGUGGUCCCGACAACCAGGUCCACUUCGAGGGGUACCAGGUCUCGAAUCAGUGCAUGGCGCUGGUGCGGGACGAGUGCUUGCUGCCCUGCCGAGAUGCGCCAGAGCUGGGCUAUGCCAAGGAGUCCAGCAGCGAGCAGUACGUGCCUGAUGUGUUUUACAAGGAUAUAGACAAGUUUGGCAACGAGAUCACACAGCUGGCUCGCCCGCUGCCGGUCGAGUACCUAAUCAUAGAUAUUACUACAACUUUCCCUAAGGAUCCAGUCUACACUUUUUCUAUUUCUCAAAAUCCAUUCCCCAUCGAGAACCGUGAUGUGCUGGGAGAAACUCAGGUAAGGAGUGAUUCCUAACAAAGCUGCGGUUUAACGCAGACGACCCGUCUCUCUCACACCGUAUCUGCCAAGGGACGGCUGCAGCCGUGCCCUUAAAUCACCCCUUGGCCGUUCAGCCCGGCGCUUGCCAAACCCUCUCCCAGCGUCUGCAUGCCGAUGAGGCGG